AUGCAAUUAUUAAACGCAGAUAACAAAGAAGUUUUCAGUGAUCAAGUACAAAAUCAUCCAAUGAUUCGUCACCUGUUGAAUCCAAUUGAACAAGAAUUAAAAAACCAAACAAAUGUAGCAAUGAAGCUAAUAGAUUUGAGAAAAAUUGCAUCGGAACAACAUGCGAGUGCUCAUCAUAAUCUACAUCCAAUUGCCGAUCAAAGAGCACUUAUUCAAAAAUAUUUACAAGAAACAUAUCCAGAAGAUUAUCAAUACAAAACUGAACUAAAAAAAAAUGGUGGACUGUUUUACAACACUUGA
Molecule: messenger RNA, 300 nt
Organism: Rotaria sp. Silwood2
Lineage: Eukaryota; Metazoa; Rotifera; Eurotatoria; Philodinida; Philodinidae
Source: the annotation of a GenBank genome assembly